GCACGUGGUGUAUCUAAAAAGAAAAAUGUCGCAACAACGAAAAAAGUCAGCGAAGAAUCCUGAUACUUCAAAGUCAAUCCAACCUGUGACUACUCCUCCGACGUCAAGCCAGCAACCUGGAACCCCUCCGUAUGUUUCUGGAGCUAGUCGUGUGCAGCUCAAACGACAAAAUAACGACUGUAUGGUUGCCUAUGUACAAAAUCUUUCACCAGAAAAAAGAAGCAAAAGAAAUCCAAACUGUCGAUACUAUAACAUGCAGUUACAGACAAACGACGGAAGUUUUGAAGCUGUCUGUUACAAACCUGGGGCAAAAAGGUUAUUUGAGGAAGCAUGUACACAGAAAUCAGCAAUAAAGUUAACACGGUUCAAAAGAAAGGCAAACUAUAAAAAUAAUUUGAUACAAGAUAUCGAAAUUGGAAAAUUCACAACAGUGUCUGGGGAUACUGCUAAUUUCCCAUAUGUAGGAUUGAAAAAAGAUGUGGCACAACUCACCACAGUCGUGGAUAUAAAAUAUCAUGGUUAUGACAAACAAAUGGUGUCUGUGGAAGGCUACAUCAAUGUCAAUGAAUGCUACCAGUCUGCGUAUAGUCAAUUCAGCUCCAAGAAAGAAGUUUACUUCAAUGACGAUACCAACGCUAUUGUCCUGACACUAUGGGAUGAUUGCAUAAAUCUUGUUCCUCGAAGUGGGACAUAUAAAUUAUCUAAUGUAAUUGUGAGGUGUUUGGAAUCUUACAAGGAUGAGCCUGUUAUUAUCAGCACAGUGUCGAGCACGGUGAUUGAGAUUUCAGUGGUUAACAUCAAGCAAAUGAUGCCAGCUUUUACAAUCAAUCGCAUAAAGAAAUUCCCAAUUCUGGAUUUUAACAUAUCAGCAAGAAACAAAAAGUGUCCCAAAUGCAAAACAAACGCUGCUGCCGAUUCGCUGACUGAUUUUUUCAAAUGCAUUUCGUGCUCGUCUUUUUCAAGAUAUUCAAAACUUGAAACUAUGCGAACAGUCAAAGUAACAUUUGAAGAAGACAAAGAAAAGGAGGUAACAAUAUUUGGGAUGCAGCUGCAAGAUUAUUGUGCACAUUUUGGGAUCAGCGUGAAUGACGAAGAUGCCAUAACUGAAAGUUUUCUAAAAAACGAAAAAUCAAGUGCUGUAGUUAAUCGACAGGAUGUGUGUGUUGCUUUUAAACAUUAACCAACUCAAAACUUUUAUGAACACUUUUCAGUUAUUAUUGGUUGUUGUUUUUUGUUAACUUUGUGCACUUAUGCAUUUUAUUUUUGGUUAUAUAUUUGUGGGUAAUUACUAACUAUAGCUAGCUAUAAGUGGCUCUACCUAUAUCUCUAUCUUGUAACAUUUCACAAAGGAACGAAAAAACUUACUUUCUUGUAGCCAGCACACGAAAUUGCACUCUAGCUAAAACUACCACUCAUAUUUUGUUCGUAAAUCAGUCAUUGACACUGUAAGUGACUGGUUGGUUUUAUAUUUGAUAUGAUAAUGUUUAGAUAGCAAUAGAUUUUGUUCUCAAUAACAUUUGCAGAGACAACAUCCUGUUCUCCUUAAUUAGGCGGACGUCACAAAUAUUUGGUGUUAGAGUCACCGACCGACCCUAAUUUUUGAUCGAAAUUUUUGAUAUACUGAGUCGGAAAAACUAAAAUGACAAAAAAAUAUACGCUGGUUGUCUCCCCACAGCCAUUACCCACCAUUAUUGUUGUGCUUCGCUUUAAAAUGCGAAAAGGGUUCUGAGAACUAGUUGAAAACGGCGCGCGGAAACUCUAUUUAAACGAGGUGCCAAAGUUAUCAUUAAAUAUCGGCGAUUUAAUGGCUGGAUGGUUGGA
Hydractinia symbiolongicarpus is the source of this 1821-nucleotide messenger RNA. RefSeq lists its product as uncharacterized. NCBI's taxonomy places the organism in Eukaryota, Metazoa, Cnidaria, Hydrozoa, Anthoathecata, Hydractiniidae. The coding region runs from base 26 to 1180 and encodes 384 amino acids. The record is from RefSeq and is a predicted model, not a curated record. The transcript is spliced from 3 exons.